UCGUUCCCUGUCCCCCCCCCCGCAGAACAUGGCGGAAGACAUCAAGGACAAGCUGGAGCGGUACCGCACGGCGCCGUUCGACGCCCGUUUCCCCAACCAGAACCAGACCAAGAACUGCUGGCAGAACUACCUGGAUUUCCAUCGCUGUCAGAAGGCCCUGACGGCCAGAGGGGCUGACAUCACUCCAUGCGACUGGUACAAGCGAGUGUAUAAAUCCCUGUGCCCCGUGUCCUGGGUAACUAAAUGGGAUGAACAAAGAGAGGAAGGAAACUUCCCAGGAAAGAUCUGAGCAGCAUUCCAUAGGAAGCCGUGUCCAAACCCAUCGUGUGGGACAAGGGAAUGGGUGCAGACUGGUCCUCCAGAAAUUCCGAGCGCCCCUCUUGUGAACGACGGCCAUCGAGGAUUGUACAGAUUCCUUCAUUUUUUUGCUUUCCAGCCUUGUAGUCUCAGGCAAUAAAAUCCUACAGAAAUGAA
Molecule: messenger RNA, 474 nt
Organism: Lepisosteus oculatus (spotted gar)
Lineage: Eukaryota; Metazoa; Chordata; Actinopteri; Semionotiformes; Lepisosteidae
Source: RefSeq, a predicted model, not a curated record